Rhopilema esculentum is the source of this 9679-nucleotide messenger RNA. Lineage: Eukaryota; Metazoa; Cnidaria; Scyphozoa; Rhizostomeae; Rhizostomatidae. The record is from RefSeq and is a predicted model, not a curated record.
UCCAAUCAAAACGCAUAAAGUAUGUUAUUUUUGCAAAAAUAUUUUGUACCUUUUUUAAGUUACUCAGUUCUUGUUGAAGCAUUAGCAAAAGAAAAAAUACGAAAAAUGUCAAUUUGCAGCACAUAACAAAUUUUCCCAGAAUGACAAACUGAAUCAAUCCUAUUCUUAUGCACUCAACCAAUUGAAGCCAUAGAUGAACGAUCUAAAGAGCAAAAAUGUUAAAAACUGUCAGAAAUCAGAAUUAGUUCAUAUUCUGCUGGUUAAACUUUUUCACUGCAUCACUUUUUAGAUUUGAUCUGAAAACUCCAGUGGCAGAAGAGCCCAAGUUCAUUGUGUUUUGCAGUAUGCUGAUGCAACUAUUUUCAAUGUUCUGCUUCAAGUGCAAAGUUGGCAAACCUGAUGUUGAAUUGGUCAAAAAUGGCACCAUGAUAACUGUAAAUCAAAACUGUGAUCAAUGUGGAAAGAAGUCCUUUACUUGGCAAUCACAGCCAUUCAUGCUUGGACGUUAUCCCGCAGGAAAUGUUCUGCUCAGUUUUGGCAUACUAACUGCUGGUGCCUCGAUAAGCAAAAUCCUUCUGCUAUUUAAGCAUAUGGGAUUAGCAGCCUACAAAGCAAGGACCUACUUUCUGCAUCAGCGCGAAUUUCUGUUUCCUUCUGUCCUACAUCAUUGGGCAAAUUACAAAACGCUCUUGACAGAAGAGAUGAAAUGCAAAAAGGAAGUGACAAUUUGUGGUGAUGCACGUUUUGAUUCAAUGGGGCACUCAGCAAAAUAUGGUGCUUACACAAUUUUCUGCACGAAUUUGAAAAAGAUUGUUGACUUUGAACUUGUUCAGGCUAACGAAACAAAAGGAAAUUCUUCCCAACAAAUGGAAUUACUUGGACUUCAAAGGUCAAUCCAGAAAUGCAUUGAUUCUGAGGUUCCUGUGUCGCAGUUUGUGUCAGAUAGACACAGAGGUGUUGCUAAAUGGUUAAGAGAGGAACAUCCGGCUAUUAAGCAUUAUUUUGAUAUCUGGCAUAUUGCCAGGACUCUAACAAAAAAGUUAAUAAAGGCUGGGAAUGAAAAUAACUGCCAAAUUAUUAACAAAUGGACUGCAACCAUUCGUAACCAUUUAUACUGGUGUGCAACAUCAUCAAAACAAGGUUUUAGCCAAUUGAUCAUUGCAAAGUGGAAAUCGAUAAUUAACCACAUACAAGACAUACACACUCACGAGGAUCCAUUAUUCAAUACCUGCAUCCACCAAACAUUCGAUCAAAAAAGGAAAUGGAUUAAAAAUGGAACUACUGCAUUUGACAAAUUGAAACCUAUACUGCUUGACACUAGACUUCUAAAUGAUAUAAGAAGUAUUUCAAGUGAUGCUCAAACAAGUUGUUUGGAAGCCUUUCAUGCCACACUCAAUCAUUGGCACCCUAAAAUGAUUCAUUACCAUUGGCUUGGAACCAAAUGCAGACACAUACUCGAAAUUUGUCAUUUUAAUGAGAAUCUGUCAAGAGAGACCAUGAAAACUGAUGAUGGGCAGGACAUACUGGGAGUUUCGUUUCCCAAAUACAAGCUUGGAGAAGAAGUUGUUAAACCAGUCCCUGUUCCACCUACAUAUGACUACGUCAGAACCCUUCGCCAGAUCUUGGUUUCAAUUUCAAAAGAAGAAAUGACCACUAUCUUGGCACAACAUACCUCAAUUGCACCUAAGCCACUGAACUCUCAAUUCGAGAGUCGUAUUUCGAAGGAAGAGGCAAAGGAGAAGUUCAGGAAAAGAUCCUUUGUGAUUACAACAUUGAAUCCACCAGCUCAACAGCAAAAGACCAUGAUGGAGCAGGAGGCAAAAAAGGCCAGAGGAACAGAGAAGAAGAAAACCAGAAAAACUGGUCACUGUAGAACAUGUGGAGAAACUAUGCUUGGGCACUCUAAGCAAAAGUGUGUCAGCAAAUAAUUCAGUCUAAAUAUAUAUAUAUACAAACAAUUAUUAUGUUAAUUUUUGAAAUAAAGUACUAAUUCAUAUUAAUCCAUGUUCACAUUACAUAUUUAAAUUUUGAAAAUGAACAUGCUAAGAGUAACAUAUUAUAUAAGCACUGAUUACAAACUAUUACAUAUAGGCAUAAUGUUACAUCAAUUUUCAAUACAUAAACAUAUAUAUUUUAUUCAGAACAUUAACAGAAUUUUAAAAGAAACCAGGCAAUAACCUCCUUUGUUAAAAGGAUGUAAAGAGAUUCUAGAAUACAGCAAAAAAUAUAAAGAAUAUUUUUGUUUGUAACAAUUCAGUGGAAAUUACCUGUUAAUAAUCAUACAAAAAAUUUAUAUUUUCUACAAGUUUUCAAGCAAUUAUUUUGAAAAACAUCAAGCAAAGGUUUCUUUAAAAAUAGGUGUGACCAACCAUAAAAAGUGCUGGAUACAAAGGGAGUUAUUCUCUUUGGGCAGAAUCUUUGUAGCCAGUUUUUUUAUUGUUGGUGUUAUAUUUUUCCCUAAUAAAAUUGUAUAUACAUGCAGUUAUUGGUCUUGCUGUGUCCCAACCAAGGUAUCCAAAGAUCCACCUCACCAGAUUUCUGUAAGCAACUGCACGCAGAUAUCUGCAAAAAGUGCACUUUGUUACUAAGCAGACAGCAAAAUGUCUUUCAACUAGUUUUGAGUAGUUUUUUCUGGUAAUUUUUUAAAAUUUAAUUUUUUAAAAUUUGAUUAUAUAAUGUGAAAUAAUCAGUUGUCCUUUAAAAAUAAAAUGUGUAGGAUGAAAAGAUUUUGAAUAGCUAAGUCUUGCUUCAACAAACUUUAACCCUAUAAAUUUAAAAAUACUUACUCAUUCUCAGAUACACCAGCAUGUUUUUUAUAUGGCUUUCCAUUUUUUUGCUUUAAAAGUGGACCAACAAUUUUUAACACUUCUUUUUUAAGUUCUUAGCUGCAUUACAGAAGUCUUCGUGUUCUGUAAUGCAGCUAAGACUGUCGGAAAGUCCAUCAAAAACCACUUUUCCAUAGGCUGCAUGGACCUUUCGGCAACAACGAUACUCCCUAGCACUAACUAGUCUUCCAACACUGCAUUUGUUGCAAGCACCUUAAUGAAAAUGCUAUGAUGAUUACUUAUCAAAAAUAGAAAGAGAAUAAUAAACAUUGCAUUUCCAAAUUCUGUUAUGUAGCUUGUAAAUAAUGCUAAAUUACAAUAAAAACCUGAAAAUAAGAAACACCAGGAAGAGUCCAAGUUGUUUCUUUUUUUGGGCCCACACUCUUCUAGCCUACUUCGCCAGGGUGCAUUCUUAAGUGCAUUCCUAAGUGCCCAAAGAUUUUCGGCGUACAGUCAGGUUUUUAUUCGGCGUUCAGCGUGCAAACCAAUAAAAAAAUUGUUUGCGUACUAAAAAGUUUCGUUAAUUGGCAUGCUAAACAUGAAGCCAUGUACAUAGUUAACGACUCCUACACCACAGUUUUCUCUAAUAAUCAGUUGUCUAUGCCUGGCGCAACAAUGUUUGUUGUUUUACUAACUGCCUUUAUAUUUUCGGCGUACCUAAACAAAUGCCCCGGUGGACCUUCGGCGUACAGUUGACAUAGAAUGCACCCUACUUUGUAAACUUUGAAAAUAUACAUACGAUUGGCAAUCCAGUACUGCUUAUCAGCCUACCUUGUUAUAUCAUUACUACUGCAAGAUACUGCUGUAAGAAGCACUACUAACUUACUAACAACUAGUACGUGAAAUGCGUAAAGGGGUCUGUACUUUUCAAAUUAGAGAGAUCGCAGUCGGUGGGCGAUAGUAAAACAAGUGCUUUUGACACUCGUUUUCCGAUCCGAAGCUAUUCUCGUCCUUAUGUGUGUUGUCGAAAGAAAAUAAUAUAAAUUGGCUCUGAAAUGAUAGUUUGAUAGAAAUAUUAACUUACCAUUCAUUUAAAGCAACAUUCCUUUCAAAACGAUCACAAAGUUGCGACGGCCUAAUGCUAUCUUCGUCCUCGGCCUGAUCAGUCCCCUGAUCAUCAGCUCCUUCAGAUUCAUCGCUAUUGUCUGAGGCCAAAGGCUUGUACUGAUAUGGCAUGAAAACAGCGCCAUAAACCUUUGCAAAUCCUUCUUCGUCGCUAGAUUCAUUUAAAGUGGCAUUAUUUGAUUCAGUUAUACUCGCGUCGCUGCUUGAACUAGAAGACAUUGUCACAAACACACUGUAUUCCACUUAGGCCGCACGCAUCUGGCAAAAAUGUGUCAAACACUUUACGUCACAAAAAUACACUCGUUCCAGAUCCUGUGUACAAAUUUUGGAACCGUAGGCGCUAAAUUCAAAUAGUUAAAACCAAAAUAUUUUUUGCCCAAUGCAAUUUUUAGUUGCAUUUUCGGAAUUAGCGAUAUCGAAUUUGUCUAGAAACAAGGGGAAAAUUUUCGAUUCAUAAUACCUUUAAGUUUAACAAAAAUCUCCUUGCCUCAUACCACCUCUCAAAUAAACUUUGACUCGCUUCUCAACGAUCACAAUACAACAGUUCAAGAUAUCAAGAUAAAACUAAAUGAUUUUUGUACAAAGUUUGAUAUAGAUGCCGAUUGGUGUGCUUCCGAGCUCUUGAGUUUUGCUGCAGCAUUCCCGAAAUUCAGGGUACAACUAUUUCAAGAAGUCUAGCCAAGAUAUUGGUGACCUAAGCGAUGAUUAUGAUGAUAGGAUGGGAGACAACAAAAUGAUAGAUCAGGUUCAGGAUGAUAAUUUUGAAAAUAAUGGCGAAUCAGGAGCGACAAACAGAAAGCCAAGUGAAGAAUGUAGCAAGCUGCCAUUCUUUUCUGAUGCCUUACAGCUGCUUUGCCAUACCACAUACCAUCUCAUGGAUGCAUAUCCCACCUUAAUACAUGCUUACGCAAUUGCAGUUGCCAUUCCGAUGAGUUUGUAGUGACCCUGCCUAGGCCUAUUUUCCAUCCUACGCCAUACACUCGUUUCUGCCUAUUCAACACAUUCCACAUAACACGAAAGACAUUUCCCAACAGGCAAUUACGACAUCAUCAUCAUUAAUCACCAUGACGAUCAUCAGCAUCAAAACACUGCUGUUCCCACAUGACAUUACCUCUCCUUUGAUCAUCUGUCGUCACCUUGCCUCUCCCAACCUAUGCAUUGUUUUCCUGGCGUCAUUCAAUUAUAUUUACAACAAUCAGUUUAGUAUAUAUGUAUGUAGAUAGAUUCAUUUAAUUUAGUUACAAUAACCCCAGUUAAAGUCAACACGCGUCUUACUGAAGCUCCUCUGACUCCGUGUUCUCUGCACGUUAAAUAAGACUACAUCAAAGAUCUACGCAUCAACGGAGGGUCGUCACAGAGACACAAGUAUGAUAUGGUAACGCCACUGAACAAAAACUCGCGUUCCUAUAAGUUCUUCAACUGCUGAGCGUUCUUUCUCCACACUUAAAGAGGAAAAAGUCACAUAUUCGCUCAACAAUGGUCCAAUAUCGCUUCGAGGGCUUUUUGAUGAUGGCGUUUGAAAGAAGAAUUUGUCUCUCUAUAGACAAAGACUGGGUCAUUGACAGUUUGGGACGAAGUUCUCCCGAAAUUACAAAAGCUCUUUUAGCAUGAAAUUUUAGACUUGCUUUACUUGAUUUAAAUAUCUCUAUUGGUAUGAACGCUGUUAAUUCAUCUUCAAGUCACUAUCAAAGUUUAUUAUACAAUCGAGAAAGAAUAUUUUUGUUGGUGUGUCUUGACUUACGUAAAGAUUGACACAAUGACACAACGUAUUUGUUUUUUUUUGCAUUGCAUCUUUUAUUUUCAAACAUAGACAUAAAGAAUGCAUUAAACUUCAAAUAUAUCUAUUCGCUUUUGCAAGGAUAUUUUUUGAGUUCUGAAGUCAAUUAUUCUUAUAGAUUCGACGAUUCUAAUGUGACUAUGGACCUGUUAUAAUUAAGCAUCUGUUCUUAUAGACGUCCAAACUUGUUUACUGCAAAAACGAUAAUACGUAAAAUUAGCUAAAAUUCCAGUUUGCAGAGGGGCGGCAUUCUGACCCUUCCCCCCCCCUGCGACCUCAACCCCAGCACGCCAAUGAAGAUGUCAGGUAGACCACCACUGAUGAGCAAAAGCCACUGAUGAGCAAAAGAGACAAGGAAAGGUUUGUUAGGACUUUCAAGAAGAUGCAAGAAAAAAAUGGAAACAUCAGAGUGAUGAAUGUAGCAAAGGAAUGCCAGAUCACACAAGUUAGCCACAGGAUCUGGUAAGAGCUCUACAGGAUGCUGGUUAUAGGUUUCUAAAUUCUAGAAAGAAAGGUAUACUGUCUGCGAGGGAUUGGAGGAAGAGAGUAUCGUAUGCCAGGGAUGCUUUGAAGAAGCAUAGCAGAAGUUUUUGGAAAAAUGAUGUUCUGAUGUAUCUAGAUGGGAUUUUAUUCCAUCACAAACAAAAUCCGUAUAACCAUGCUUUGUGCCAAAGCAGACAGGUGUAGAGAACAAAAAAGAGGGCCUUGUGUUUGCAAGUAAAGGUUGGAAGAAGUUUCCUGGAGGGCAUACGCUACAUAUUUUGGUAGGUGUUUCCUAUUCUGCAGGGGUUGUUGUUGCGGAGGAGUAAGAUAAGAUGAAAUCCUGGUGGUUGGCAAAGUUUGUGCAUGAGACAUUGGACAGCACUCUCAGAGAAUGUGCAGCGAUAAAAAAACUUUUGCUCUUUAUGGACAAUGACCCAAGUCAAAGGAGCAGAUUUGCCAGAGAUGGUUUAGAAAAAGUGGGUGAUCAACUUGUUGAGAUAACACCAAGAUCGCGGACUUGAAUCCUAAUGGAAAUUAAUUUAAUAUUAAAAACUGUAAUUUGCAACAGGAGACAUUAAGAGGAAAAAUCGUGAAAAAGGACUUUCAGACUUUUAAAAGAAAAGUUUUGCUGGCAUUUAGUGACUUUGAUGUAACUGUUAUAGAUAGAACUAUUCGAAGCAUGCAUGAUCGUUUGAGCACUCUAGCCAUAAAUGAUUGAUAUAGAACUACAUACUAAUUCGAACAAACUUAAAAGUGUUUUUUUAUGAAAGUUUCAUGAAACUUGUGUAUCAUGAAAUUUGAACCACAACUUUAAAAUUGUUAGCAGUUCUUCUGAAUUUAUUGCUUAUUGCUUAUCAGCAAAAAUUUUCAAAAAGACCUUUAUAACUGACUUAUUAGUAUUGUUGGUUGAAGUUCUGGAUGACGUCCAUUGCUCACAGAAUUAAAAGUGAUAGAGUUGAAUUGGAUUGCAGAAAUGCUCUUGGCCUUGGUUUACCAUCACGGUUUACCAUUUUCAAAAAGCUUAUAAAAAUAGAAGGUGGCAGGUUUAUUUCGGAAGUUACCCCAAAGCAGGUACAUUACAUCUUACCACAAGACUUAAAAAAUGUAUCUUACCUAAAUCCUGUUCUUAGAUGAAAAAUGGUAAACUGUGGUUAUUUCUUAAAGUUACACUCGAAUAGGAAAAUGCAAGAAUAGUUUUUUUUUCUUUUUUAGAAUGUACAUCAUACUGUAACAUUUUUGGUGCCUGUUGGAACCCUUUUGUAAAGCAAUUAUAUCCAUCGAAUUAUUGAUGGUUUGUUUGUAAAUGGUGUGAAAUUACUAAAUCAAUAAAGUUUGAUUGCAUUGUAAAUGCAGCCCUUAACAAUACGUGUGAAUAACGAUUUGUUGCACAAAGGUAUUUGUGACGUUUUGGUGCCAGUUGAAACUCCUUUGUCAAUAAAUCAUAUCAAGGGACGUGCUAAUAGUCUGUUGAUUUUGACUGCAUUGUAACUGCAGCGUUUGUCAAUGAGACGGUAAACUAAGCAAUUGUUUACUGAAAAACCUUCAAUUAUAAGACAACAGUUCUUUAUCUUUUUCACACCAUAAAUAACACUGGUUUAGAUAAAGGAUUUCCAAUAUUUUAACUAGACUUGCGCAGUGACAGGUCAUUAAUCCAAGUGAAUUAAAGAUCGUUUGUAAAUUUAAUUUUUUGCAAGAAGGUUGAUGGCAAAGAAAGACAACUUUUUCAUAAAUAAAUGUUUCAACGGAAAGGAAAUAUUCCAGUGCCUUAUUUUUCACAUUAAAAGGGCUUCAAAGCAGAGAAUCCAUCAACAUCUUUAUGACAUUCGUGACAAAGUAAGUUGUUUAUAUUGAAAUUGCUCAAUUUUGUUGAAAUCAAAGACUUGAAGUUGUUUCUGUAAUAGAAGAGACUCUGUAUUCAUAUCCCUUUGUCAGCUAUGCCCCAUAUUGAAAGUUGUAUAAUCUUUUAUUUAUAACUCUACUUAUAUUUAUAGUAGUCACAGAUAUAACAAUUGUAUACAUGAAAAUGGCUUUGAAAAAAGCAAACAUUUUACAACAUACUUAAAGCUUUUUCGUCUGACACUCCUCAGAGCAUAAAACGUCAGAAUAGGUUCCGAAAAAACACGAUUGAAAAAUAUAUACCCAGUUGUGGAUCGAAAUAGGCCAAUCAGAAAAACGCAAGCAUAAGACCGGUAUAGUUGACCAAUCAGUGCCGCGAGCGUAAAGAAAAAUUAGCAAUGAAGUCCAAGAGAGAAAAAUUGUUCAAAUUGUAUACAUAGUAUUUUUCAAUAAAAAACAAGUUUUGUUGAUUGCUACAAUCCUGGACAAAAGUUAGGAGACAUUUGCUGUUAUAAUCAGUUAUUGCAAAAGCACCCAACCCCCUGCCCCCAAUAUCAAUGUUGAUGUUGAUUUUUUAGGAUUUCUGGCUUCCACAAUCAACUGCCAUUACCUACCACCAACAUUGACAUUGGGGGGUGGGGCAUGCCACUGGUUUGAGGGCAAUUACGCAGAAAAUCACUUAAAAAGUAAUUGUCUAAUAACCUUUUGUCCAGGAUUGUAGUUGUAAAUUCAACUUUGUAGAUAAAAUUUUGAACUUACAGUGCCCUUCACCAACUUGUUUAGGUAACAUUAAAAUAAUGCAUGUCAAGUCAUUGAUUAAUUUAUCUUCUUCAUGAUCAGGUCCAAUAAAGAAACAACGAAAGUUGUAUGAAGUUGAUGAAAGGAUUCCAGUGCCGAAGACAACUCAGUGGAGAAUAAGAGCAAAGUUGGCUUCAAGGUUAAUUCCAGUAGAAGAAGAUGAAAAAUCACUUCAAGAAUUCCCUGAGCAUGUUGGCAAGACAAGCGAUCACAUGCUGCCAGUUGUUUUUUGUGAUCAGGAAGACGAUCCAUGUUUAACAGAAACGUCCGGAUCAGAUGACUCCUCUACCUCUCUUUCCUGCACUGCAGAUGAAAGUGAUGAUGAGUUAUCUAUGGGCAGUGUUUCAGAGGAAAAAACAAACCAAGAAACAAGCCAACUACAAUCUGUGGCCAUUGCAUCAUAUUCCAUGAGACAUAGAUUAACUUAUAGAUUAACUUGCUCUGCAACAGAAGACUUGCUUAAGCUGAUCAAUGCACUUUGCCCAGAGACUUUAUCAAGACUGUCACUUGGAGAAAUUACUGGGAUUGGAGAACUUAUCAAAGUGAACAUUUUUCACCACUGUGAGAUUUAUGGAAACACAUUUCCUGAAAGUAAGGAUAUCUUUGAAUGUACCACAGAAGAGUGCAAUGGCUUGCGCUACAAAGGUAGGAGAAAUCAGCAAACACAUCCUGCAAGAUUGGCUCGAUUAAGUUUUCUGAUUGGGGAUGUCAAGAGCCAGCUUGCCUCCAUUCUUCAACAAAGGGUAUGUGGGAGAAAGUGAUUUUGCAAAAAGAAAAAGCAUGCAAUGGAGACACACCUUACCUAAAUGAUUUAGUAUUCGAAAAGGGAUACCAGAUGAAACAAUUGGACCAUUAGCCUUAGGUUUUUUGUCUUGAUUUGAUUACUCAAAAAUGG